Molecule: messenger RNA, 1749 nt
Organism: Acaulospora morrowiae
Lineage: Eukaryota; Fungi; Glomeromycota; Glomeromycetes; Diversisporales; Acaulosporaceae
Source: the annotation of a GenBank genome assembly
AUGUACAGUAGCUCGAGAAGAAAAAAACGUCUUCCGCCUGGCGCAAAUAAAAAUAAUAAUCAAACAGCCAUCAGCAUCGAUACCUCUCCACAGCCACCAGAGUAUACUCGCCGAGAUGGUUCACAUGAAGGCAAUGACGAACUAGAUAUAACACAAAGUAGCCUCGAGACUAAGGAGUCCGGUUCACGCGAGACGCAAUCAUAUUUGGACGACAUGAAUCCACUCAAAAUUCACAGGCUAGAUCUAAUCGUCACGAUUGGUCUUUAUUACACCUCAUUAAUAAUAAAUUCUAUAACUCUUUCAAGUAAUUCUUCAUCGUUUUUUGAGUUUUUAUUUAAUCUACUGUUCGGAUCCUUUGCAUUGAACCAAUGGAAAUUCGGUCAAUUAGACUUAAUUGGGAAAAUCACUGGACUAGUACUCUCAUUGCAAUCUUUCAUAUUCUUAAUUGCCGUUGGGAUUUAUGUGUUCUCAAAAUUUUCCGGAUCCGUAAAACAUUCUAAAGGACGCGGCGAGGGACCAGAAAAAACUGGAAAAAUACAUUACGGAGGACCAUUUCAGAUCGUUUACUUAUUCAAGAAUUUUUUCAGUUCGAAUGACUCGCAUGACACGUAUUAUGAUUCUCUCAAAAAGUUUGAUGCUCAACUAUCUCAAUUUAUAGGACUAUUGGGUUAUUUCUUGAUUAUAUUUGCCGCCAUUUUCGCGGGGAGUAAUGAAGUUACGGAAAUUGGUGCUUCAAACGCAGUUGCUAAGUCCGCGUACAAAGCUAUUAUUGCAGCUGUCAUAUUGUUAGCAAUAUUAAAUAUAGUUCAAUGGGUGAUAGAUAUUUGGAGGAUUGGAAGUGAUGAGAUAAUUAUUUAUGAGAUCAUUAGAAAUAACUCGUGUUGUGGCGGAAACAAGAUAUCCAAAAAUUCAGUGGGAAUAUUAGAUAGGAAUAUGCCAUUCGCUUCAAUCCCAAAAGCACCGCUGAUAAAGUCCACAGUAUCGGUGGCAAUGACCGGAUCACCAACCGUGGUGAAAACAUCAACGGGCAUAACUGCCUCACCUACGGCGUCAAGAUCGAUUAGUCCUUCGAAGCCCUCAUCGAGAAAUAGUAGUCCCGCUUCCUCGAGGCCAAGCUCGCUGGCUAAUCUUUCCGCCUCCUCCCUGUCAAGGUCACUGCAACCGUCCACGGUAUCAACUGCUAGCCCAUCACAAUCGAGGUCCGCCCUGGCGAGUGAACCUCCUACUACAUCCUCUAGGACGCAUUAUGACCUUAGCCCGUCUCGACCUCUAGUUGUAUAUCCUACCGAGACUGCUACUUAUUACAGCGCGCCAUCAGCCGGAAUCGUGGAAAGGCAUGAGUUAACUCAAGAAGUGAUAUAUGGCGGGAAUAAUUUUGAUGGUCAAAAUUUAGGCACGGGAAAUGUUGGGGAAUCAACGUAUGAUAGCAACUUUGAAGUACAAGGGUUAACACGUGAAAGUGGUGGAGAUAGUGCGGAAAGGCAAGAAUACACACACGACAGUGGAGGAUUUGACAGACAGGAAUUAGUAUAUGGAGGUGAUGUUGAUGAAGGGCGCCCAUCUAGUGGUAGUGACGUUGUAGAAAGAAGAGAAUUAAACACUACCACUGAAAGUCAACGAUUAUUACCUCAGAGAACAAGCACUAUACAGAGACAAUCCGGUCUUAGAAGGAGUACAAGUAGCAAUAGAGCUCGUAGGAGUCGAAGAAAUGAUAGCGAAGAAAGUCUUGAGAGGGGAAGACCAAGAUAA